GCCAGGUCCACGUACGGUCUCCUGAUUCCCCCACUCUCCUUCAUCCCCUCCUAUCCAGCAGAACACCAUGGGCAUCGGAAAAUGGGUCGUCAUGGCGCUCACGCACCCCAACGAGUUCCGCACGCUCGUCCAGUUCUACAUCAACCAUGAGCAGAAGCGCGACAUUACCGCGAUGCAGGAGCACGAGACGUCGGGCUGGGACAGGGAGUCGAUGCGCCGCUGCUGGCACUUCCUCGACUUGACGAGUCGCUCGUUUGCUGCGGUGAUCAAGGAGCUGGAGGGAGACCUUGCGCGCGUGGUCUGCUUGUUCUACCUCGUCCUGCGAGGGCUCGAUACGAUCGAGGAUGACAUGACGAUUCCGGACGAGGUCAAGCAGCCCAUACUACGCAAGUUCCACGAACACACCGUUACGCCCGGCUGGACGUUUAAGGAGUCUGGCCCCAACGAAAAGGACCGCCAAUUACUCGUCGAAUACAAUGUCGUGGUCGAAGAGCUGCAUAUACUCCAGCCCGAAUACCGCGACAUCAUCGUCGACAUCUGCGCCAAGAUGGAGGUCGGCAUGGCCGACUACGCGCACCGACACGCCACCACUGGCUCCGUCUACCUCGAGAAGACGGAGGAUUACGACCUCUACUGCCACUACGUCGCCGGCCUCGUCGGCGAGGGCUGCUCCCGCCUCUUCACCGCCUCCAAAAAGGAAGCCCCCUGGCUCGGCACCGAGCUCGAGCUCGCCAACUCCAUGGGCCUCUUCCUCCAAAAGACGAACAUCAUCCGCGACUUCCGCGAGGACGUGGACGAGCGCCGCUUCUUCUGGCCGCGCGAGAUCUGGGGGCAGUUCGGGUUCGGGGACGUGAAGGAGAUGUGCGGGACGGAGCCGGAGGUCGUGGAGCGUGCGCUGUAUGCGCAGAGCGCGAUGAUCCUGAACGCGCUGAACCAUGUGCCGGACGUGCUGGAUUACUUGCGCUGUCUGAAGAACCAGAGCGUGUUCAACUUCUGCGCCAUCCCGCAGACGAUGGCGAUCGCGACGCUCGAGCUGUGCUUCAUGAACCCGGAGAUGUUCCAGCGGAAUAUAAAGAUCAGGAAGGCGGCAGCGGCGGAUCUCAUCAUGAACUCGACCAACCCGCGCGAGGUCGCCGAGAUUUUCCGCAAGUACACGCGCAAGCUGCACUCGCGCGCAUCACCCAAGGACCCCAACUUCCUCCGCAUAUCUGUCGCGUGCGGCAAGAUCGAGCAAUGGUGCGAGAAGAACUACCCGUCCUUCGUGCACGUCGAGCAGGGCAAGGCCGGCUUCGACCCCUCGGACCCGCGCUCGCUCGUCGCGAUCGCGGACCAGCAGCGCGAGGAGGAGCUGGCGAAGAAGAAGCGGAUGGAGGAGAUGCGCGCGCGGUUGGGCAGGACGGACGGCGCGGUGCGGAAUGGAUCCGACGACUCCAUCAUGCAGCCUCUCCUCUGGAUGAUGGGUGCGCUCAUCUCGCUCCUCAUCAUCUGCGGUCUCGCCGUCUGGGCGAUCCUCUGGUGGUUCGAGGAGGACAAGAAGGUGUGGGACUCGAUCUUCGGGGAUGGCCCGGCGGGUGGUUUGAGGGAGUGAGGGACGAAUGGCUUGGGGUGAGAGAUGAUGGAUUUACGUGGACUACCUCGCGUCGGGCGGGCUCGGUAGCGCUGAGCGCAUGCGCUCCGCCUGGCGCGCUUGCGGAAGGCGCAUCCUCCAGGCUUGUUGCAUACUACUGGCGCGUGUUUGAUACCUAUACUUCUCUUUUGCUUAUACGAUCAACUAAUGCACGAGA
Schizophyllum commune H4-8 is the source of this 1784-nucleotide messenger RNA. Its product is annotated as farnesyl-diphosphate farnesyltransferase. Gene Ontology annotation, molecular function: squalene synthase [NAD(P)H] activity. Gene Ontology annotation, biological process: ergosterol biosynthetic process; farnesyl diphosphate metabolic process. Gene Ontology annotation, cellular component: endoplasmic reticulum membrane. The record is from RefSeq and is a predicted model, not a curated record. The transcript has 6 exons. NCBI's taxonomy places the organism in Eukaryota, Fungi, Basidiomycota, Agaricomycetes, Agaricales, Schizophyllaceae. Bases 68 to 1588 code for a protein of 506 amino acids.